GGCGGGGCGCGCCCGCCGCCACUUCCUGCUCGGCGUGUCCCGGUACGGCCGGCAGGUUUGGGUGUGGAAGAUCUAUUCCUGUGAUCUCCUGAAGUGGCCUGCCAUACAUGCUGAGCAAGAGGAAGAGCCCUUUGUCAUUCCAGUUGUGCGUGGACCUGAGAGGAGGAGGACAAGGAGCUGCUGUUUGACCUGAGCUUCUGGGGAGGAUAAAUUACAAUACAGACUAUUCACUUUCCAGAAUGUUUGGCGGAUAUGAAGACGCCGAGGAUACUGAAGCGUAUGAAGAUGAACUUUAUAACGAGGAGUCAUCCAGUGAGCAGAGUGUUGAUAGUGAGGUGGAAUUUCAUCUGUACAGCCAGAUCCACUAUUCCCAGAAUCUUGGAGAAUCCAGCACGCUGGAAGUGGAUGAGGAAGCUGAUGUUUCAGGAGCCAUGGGUCACAGUUCAGUUCUAGCUGAGAAGCAGUAUGAAGACAAGAAAAUCGCUGAAUUAGUUGAUCGUGGUGCUCAGCUUUCAGAUGACCCUGAGCUCAUCGUCUUGUCUGAUACACCAGAAGAAGAUAGUAUUUACAAAAUGAAAGCGAAGCACUCAACAAGCUCUUUAGCUCAAGGUAAAACGCAUACCCAUCCAGGAUCUUCCACACCAAAUGAGGCCAAAGCUGCUAGAUGUAAUACCCUGGAUCCUGCCGGAUCAGGCACAAACAUUUCAAGGCCAUGGAAAAGCAUUAGUGGGAAGCUUAGCCCAGUUAGUUGUGCUGGAGUUCAUGACAUCCAAGAUGUGUUGGUAAUAGAUGACAGCUCGGAGGAGGAGAGCUUGGUAUCUGAAAGUGGUGAUGUCCGGAGUUGGAUGCUUUUGGGAGCCGGUGCAGAUGACAGAGAUAAAGAUAUAAUGUUGAACCUUGAAGGCUGUCCAACUUCUGUCAGUGAAGAAGGAGUUGAUGUGGACUGGUCCAUCUGCAAUAAAGACUUAGAGGCACAGAUCUCCAACUAUGGAAGUUUGAGGCAUACCAGUAUGCGGUACUACAGAGCCAAUAAAAAUGUUACCUGUAGAAAUUGUGAUAGACCAGGUCAUUUGUCCAAGAACUGUCCUACUCCAAAGAAAGUUCCCCCUUGUUGUCUGUGUGCAGAGAGAGGUCACCUACAGAACAGUUGCCCAGCACGUUUUUGUUUGAACUGCUGUUUGCCUGGCCACUUUUUCAGGGAAUGUCUCGAGAGAGCCUAUUGGAAUAAACACUGCAGUCGCUGUGAUAUGAAGGGGCAUUAUGCUGAUGCUUGCCCAGAAAUAUGGAGGCAGUAUCACCUAACAACAAAGCCAGGACCAAUCAAGGCAGCCAGUUCUCACCCUGAGCACUCAGCUUUGGUGUACUGCUACAACUGCUCUCAGAAGGGACACUUCGGAUAUGAGUGCUCAGAAAGGCGGAUGCAUGGGAGCAUGUUCCCUACUUCUCCAUUCAUCUGCUACUAUGAUGAUGAAUACGAUAUCAAGAGAAGAACAAACAGAUUAAAAAGAAAGGCUGCAGAACUACAGGAAGCCGGCCUUCUGCCAGAACAGUCAGAGACACUGUGGCAGGAAGAAAAACACGGAGGGCACAGCCAUAAGAAAAGCAGCAAGCCUUGGCAAGAACAUAGGAAAUACAACAAAGAUGGCGAGUGUUACAAAAAGAUGAGGAUGUCCCAGGCAGAGAAACCCCGAAAAGAGAAAUACAGGAGUGAAGUUGCAAUGGACCGCUGUUUGGAGGACUUCCCUCAAGGGUGUAAAAGGCAUGCGUGCAAGGGCAGUAAAAUCCGUUACAAGUCCAUUUUCCAGGCAUUCUCGGGCAGCAAGACUGCGUACGUGCAGGAGCCUCUGGAGGGUGCUAAACGGAAGAGGAAAUGGAAAAAGCAGAAGGACACUGGUCUUGAUAUCAAUGAGAAUUUAUUCCUCAUAAAACAAAGGAAGAAGAAGUCCAAACAGAAAUUCUGGUGAUGAGGAAGCAGAUAGGUAGCACCAGCCUUUACUGGCUCCGGCUCUGCCUUCUGUUUAUUUUUGUUCCUCUCUUAGCACGCUGAUUUUGAGUCCGUCUCUGAGCCCGGGCAGCAUGCCCAGGCGGCGGUCACACACCAGACAUCCCUCUCAUGAACAUCAAACAUCGUCUUUCAUGAACGGUCCGCUUGACAGGUUGGACUUUGUGCCCCUGCCUGAAAUGGCCGUACUUUCCAGCAGUCCCAGAAUAGGCUGUAAGUUUAUUUUUUUUGCUUGGGGAGGGCGGGGGGGGGGUGAUGGGGAAAGGGUCGUGCUGGGUUUGGUAGGGUUUGUUUCUUCACCAGUGAGAUGUUGCUCUGCCUGUCAGAGCAGGAUCCGCUGCUAGGGAGCACAGUGCCUUCGCAGCUGACGCUGGACACGUCAGGAGUCAUCAGGACAGAGACCGGGGGCACAGAUGUAGCAAAUGUUCCCUGCGGCCACUCAGUCCUCUCCAGAGCGCAGCUGGGCACACUUGCACUGCUGUCCCUCCUGGAAGGUGCUACAAAGCCAUUGCCUUUGCACUUUGGGCUGUGACAGUCUUCCGCCUCGUGCUCCAGCGUGGUGUCAUGGAUCCGUCUCUCUCGGUGCCGUGGCUUUUGGUGCUGAGCACGGACAAGCUCUGCGCGAGUCUGUUCCCUCUCCUUGCUGACUGUUCAGCAGGGCAGGAAAAACCAGCUGAGAAUGGAACAGAGUUUACAUCUCAAAUCACGUCCUUGCUCCCCUUGAUGUGGAAGUUGUUUCUGGAGAAAAGGUAGCAGAGUAUGAAAAAUGUAUUCAAUUCCAGACAAACUGUGCUAAAAUUUAGUAAUUUUUCAAAACACAGUUAUUUUUGUACACUGGAAUUAAACAAGCAUGUUGUUAAAAGGUUUGUAAGAAUAAUCGCUUCAUCGAAGGAACAACCUAAAUAAAACUUUACAUGAGGGAUAUUAAAAAAACGUAGCUUUGUUCUACAUUUUCUUGCAUUACCAAACAUAAUUAAAAAGUGUCGUCUUCUCUUUACUGAACCCCUGGCAAGAGAUUUUCUGGUUUUGAAAAGGAAAUUACCUAUGCUGUAGCUACUGUACUGUAGAUUCAUGACCUGCUCUGGACGAUACCACUCCUUUUGCUAAGCAUUUAAUAGUAAAUAACAGCACAGCUUCAUAAAGGUGCGUGUCCUCUCUGAAUUUUUACGAAGAAGCGGGCCUUUGGCUACAGUUCUGUUUCAAGAUUAGGAAGCGUUUGUAACCUACGUUAAUGCAAGGCUAUCUGGGAAAGGGAAAUGGGUACACUAGAAAAAAAUCAGGACUGCCCUUCUGCCAGUAGUGUCCCAUGGUAGUACUCCCUAAAUUCAUCAGCUUUUUGUUUGGCAAGGUCACCAGCGAGAACGCUGGUACUUCAGUGACCAUAUCACCUCAUCUCCGAGGUGCUAGGGGUAGAACUAUGCCAGCCUAAUACUUGGGAACCUAAUGCCCGGUUUUGCUGAAGUGUGUCCUUGCUGGCAACUGAAAUUUAAUUUUGCUUAACUUCAUUGAUUACAUGGUUGUAAAGUUCCUGACGAUAUUGAAAAAGUAAAUCGCUUUUACCCCUGAUUUUUAAAAAAAUAAAAACAAUAAAUUAAUUCCACUCCUGAAAAGACUUGCCCCUAACACUGAAACUCGUCUUUUCCUGUAUGCUUUUUGUUUAUCGAUACCUGGUUCUAUUUGAACGAAAGCCUCUGGUAGCCUUUAGCUGAACCAGCACGUAGACUGGCAGGUAGGGGAGGAGGGUUGGUUUAGAUUGAGCAUUGAGGUCAGCUCUGACUCCUGCGGUGCGUCGUGUCUGGCUUCCUCAAGCAGCCUUGCAGGUGAGGGCCAGGAUGUGACUCCCCAGCCCAACACGAGGCAGCAAAGCUGUAGUAAGAGAAGCGAGAUACUGGUGCAACGUAUACAAACUGGAGUAUUAACUGCACCGUCCACUUGGGUCAUGGCAUGUUAAGACAUCGGCCCAAAUACUGACUUAUAUCAGGCUUUGCACAGCAAAACGGAGCAAAUCUGCUAUGGAGGGCCAACCGGAGAAUCUGGAGAAGAAUCAGAAGGUCCGGAUAAUGCAGCUAGCAUGGAAAUACUAAACAUGAAUGUAUUUUUCAUGUAUAAACAUCUGUAUUUUUCUAGAGAAAAGCAGCUGGGUAAAUAAGGUGCAAAGGAAAAUGGCUGGUCUUAAUAAGUGGGACAGCGAAGAACAGACACGUGUAGAUGAGGCACAAAGAAAACAGAGCUUAAACCAGUAAAGGUGAUGGGAGAGCAGCAGGUUGUCCGAGGCGGGCGUGCACUCUCCCUGGAGGGUUUCAAGGAAGCGUAGAACAAACAUCUGCCAGAGAUGACAAGAGGUGGUUGGAGCGAGCUGAUGCGUGAGCGCUCUGCUGAGGUCCCUUCAGUGGUUUCUCAGCAGCCCGGUCCUGGCCUUGCCCCCGUGUAAGCAACGUGCCCGUGCUGCUGUUGGGCAGAAGGAGCUCAGCACGCCCUUGGCCAGGCACUGCUGGAAUAGAGAGCAGGAGAACCCAGACUCUUCGCAUCCCACCGGUUGUGUAGGGCUGCGCUGUCUUCAGCCAUCGCUCCCCAGCCCAAGGCAGCGCUCGGGUCCUUGAAACCCAGUGCCCCACCUCUCACAACCAGCAUACUCCAGUUUCAAAAGCACCCCUCAGGCUGGGUGCUGAGCCUUCUUGCACGUGGGAGCAACAAGGUGCAGCAGGACAAGGACUUGUCUCUUGCCAGCCAGGACCUUCUUCGGCAGCAUGUUUCCAGCCGUGGAGAUGGACCCCCCGCAGCGUACACCCAGUGAGUGAACCUUCUCCCCCCCGACCGUUAAACUCUACGUGGAGGAGUCAGGAAAUCAUCUCCACUUACCUGCAGGAGACCAAGCGCCUGGUCUGUGUGCCUGUGCAGUGGACGACACUCCCAGAUCAUCUCUCUUGGGACGCUUUAACUAAAAGGGGUUGCUGCCAGCACCAGAAGCCUGUCACUGGUAACUUGUGCCUCCCAGCACUGCCAGUAAGGCUUCUGUCUAGCAGAUUGAUGUAUUUUACAGAGCUUAGUGCAAAAAUAAUACAGUUGAAGAUGUUUUUGCAUUAGAUGAGAAGGACAGGAUGAGGAAAAUGGCAAAAAGGAGUUAACGCAUUUUCCACAAGCAAAAAUAGCACAUUAGCAACUACGGAAAGGAAAGCUCUGCAUUAAAAUCCUGUUCGGGACCAGGUGACUUGCAGGCUGAAUUACUUUCAUCAAGCUCCAUUUUAUCCUAUUAAACCAAAAAGUGCUUCAGCUUGUCAUUCCUCCCACCUGCUUUUUCCCCCUUCCUCUAAAGAACUGUCAGCCUUUACUCCAGAGAUGCCUGGGACUGAAAAACAUGCUUAUCCCAGGAGAGGACAGUGUCUCGAGGUCACAGUUGAUGUGCACUGGUGAAGCAGCAUGAGGAAACCUACAUUGCGUGAAUAAAUAAAGGGGCGUAGCUCAGCCCAGACUCUGUGGAGGAGACAAGAUGGAUGGAUCGAAAGGUCAGAGUCUUGUUUGAUAAUGGGGGCACUUGUCCCAGGAGUGAAGAGGGGAGAAGAGAGUAUUUGGUCUAUCAUUUGUUGCGGCCGCUACACAGCAAGGUUGAGGAAGAAAGGAAUAGUGUUUGAGGUGUACAUCCCAGCAGCGUACCAGCGUGCGUUGGCAAAGAAUUAAACGUGUCUUUGUAACACGCUGGCUCCUCCUUGAAGCUUUCGUUUCACUAACGUCUGCCUAAAAAUGUCGGCAUCUCUGUCUCUCAAGGCACCAGCUCUUGUAGAUUCUGCUGGGAAAGUCAUUUAACCAAGCAUGUCCGAGCUACGCAGCCACCCUGUGCUGCACCGUGGGGAGCAGUGACCAACAUUUCCGUUGUGCACCGUGCAGCCGGUGAUGCUGGGGCACCGCAGCUGCAUCCUGGCCUGGAGCCCUCCUGCACACCCCCAGCAAAGAGGUCUGGAACCCACAGCAGAACCGUAACCUGCUCCCGUGUCGCCAGUGCCAGAUCAGGGAAGCACCACGCGUGAGCAGCAUGCUGCUGAUAGCAGGGACAAAAUUCAGAGUUCCCCCGUCAGACAACGCCGCUGGUGAGGUGCGGGAUCCCGUGCUGGUCUGACUGGAGCGUGUGCUACCUCCUUGGGGCUGGCGCUGUUCCUCCAGCAGCAGUGCUGGUUAGUCUGUCUUGGACACGACAGCUCUCCAGGCUGGCACCCAGUUUGUCAGCAAACUGGUGAAAAUGUUGGUCCCAGGCGUCCUGCAGCAAAACGUUGGUUCCAGAGCUCGCCGUGGCAUCGGGGCACCACAGUACAGAGCCGUGUCCCAGUCCUGCCCAGGCAGAGGCUGCAGUGGGAGCAGGUGGAGUGGGGUGUCCUGGAGCUGGGGGCGCACAGGCUGGGGGGCUAUGGAGGGAGCUGUUAUCCCCCCGUUUUGUUGGUGGGAGGGCAAAGGCCGGACACCUAUACCUAAGACCUCCCACACAAACAGGAGCUGAGCACAGGCAUGGCCCCGUCACCCCUAAAACCAUUCUCCUUCCCUCUCAGGCAAGGAGCUGCAGCUACACCGCUGUCUUGGCAGGCUUGCCAGAGCACGUGGAGCUUUCAGCCCUUUCUCUUUGCCAAGAAGUAAUCUCUUGCUGUGAGUCAUUUGCAGAGCGUGAUCAUGACUGGGAUUUAAUUUGUUGUGCUUUGCGAUGGAGCUUGCUGGCUUUGGCCCUCUUCCUUAACUCAGGGCCCCAGCGCCACACGUAGAUGUUGUCUCUGCUGGCAGAGGUGAACGGAGUGGAGCAGUGGCAGGCAGAUGGGCAGGACUGGUGGGGCGGCAUUGUGCUGGUGAGCUGGGCUGCAGGAGGGCGUGCGCCCAGCCAUGGCAUCCACCUGGGAGCCAGUUAGGGGAUGCUGCUCUGUGCCACAGGAGCAGCUGGAGGCCACAUCCAUGCAGGGAGGCAGCUGUGGAUGCUUCCUGCCAAAGCAAGGCAGACAGGGUGGAAGCCACCCUGUUUUGGGACCGUUUCCUCGCUAUGGGGCGAGAUGUGGAUUUGCCGUGGUGGGUUUGUCCCACGAGGGCAGAGGUGAGUCAGUAUCCCCCAGAUGAGCUGUUGAGCCAGCAAGCACCGAAUGUAGCUGCAGCCGCGCUGCCUGCAGAGAGCGGGACAAAAUUAGCUGUCUUUAUCUCCUGUCAUUUUGCUUCCGCCAGCUGUCUUAAGCUGGCAGCUGUGUGUCCCUUCUGCUCCUUGCUGCUGGCAUGGAUGAGGGUGUCCUAGAGAGGGAAAGAAAGCCCCAGUUGCCCUGGCAUAGUUUUUCCAAGCCUUGUGGGCAUCAGGCAUUCACAGCAGAUGUGCAGGCAAUGCUGGGAGAGCCGGGAACUGCAGAAGGGGAACAGGGCAGCUGUGCGAUGGUGGUGGUGGCAGGACAGUGGCAUCUGGGCAGGGACAAGGCACUGGCACCCUGUCAGCAGGCAGGAGCGCUGCUGCAAAAUGGAAAUCAAGGUAAGGCUGCAGCUCAUGGCACAAAAGAGCCCUGCAGCCACCUGGGUGGAUGAGUGCAGCAAAGCAGGGUCCAGCCCACAGGAUGCCUGGCACAGCCCCGCCAGCCCCUGCCCGGUGGUCCUGGCGGAGACGGAGGGGACCGACCGAGCCCUCACGGCCCCGCAGCACUGCUCCGCUCUCCAGCCAGGGCCGCUUUUAUCCCUGUGACCCCGAGCAGCUCUUCACUGUCUUCAUGUGUCCACCAGUUACAAGUGCCUGUGGCACUACCUGGCACGGCAGCCAGUAACUGCACUGUUUUUUGCAUUGCAAAAUGAUUAUUAGCACCUCAGUUCAUUAUCAAAGCAAAUUUAAUUUUUCAAUGUAAAGGAGCCAGUUGUAUUUAUAAAGGAAACACUGUUGAUACAGCCAGAAAAAAUUAAUUCAUGACAAAUGUAAGGAAAAUUAAUAGUCUUUAACCGGGACAAUAUUUGACUGUGUCUAAUUAUGCUUUGCCGGGUAAAGUACAUUAUCUUUGAAAAGGCCUGACAGAGAUUCUUGCAGAAGCAUUUUACACUUCUUGUGAUGAAACUGCAUUUAAACAUUGGGGUUUUUAAUUAACCUUGUACCAGUCUGGUCAAAUCAUAUAAAAACUGUUGUGAAACCUCA
This is a messenger RNA of Falco peregrinus (peregrine falcon), 8126 nucleotides long. RefSeq names its product zinc finger CCHC-type containing 7 (gene ZCCHC7). The transcript has 11 exons. The record is from RefSeq and is a predicted model, not a curated record. Lineage: Eukaryota; Metazoa; Chordata; Aves; Falconiformes; Falconidae. The coding region runs from base 240 to 1964 and encodes 574 amino acids. Gene Ontology annotation, molecular function: nucleic acid binding; zinc ion binding.